CAGUGAACUGGCGCAAUUUUUUCUUUCGACUCAUCAGACGACAAUUUAUUUACAGGACGAAUUUAGUUAGCGCUGCAGAACAUUUUCUCCAUAAAACUAGGCCGUACCCAUCUUUCAAGCCAUGGCAAAUAUCGAUUCAUCUACGAAGUGCCAGGAAGUUGCAGUAACGUUAAGCGAAACAGCUGCAGUAGCUGAGAAAGAUGAUCUGGAACCAAAUUUACCCAAUGAUGAUUGUCCUGCAAAUGAAGAAAAAAUACAACACAAUGAGAUAAUAGAGCCAGCAGAAGCAGCCAAUGAUGAAAAAGAAAUAAAGAGGGAUAAUGUUGGAGAUAAUCAAGACACAGAAGAUACAGAAAUACUUCAAGAUGAUGAGGUAGCAACCCAAGAAGCGGAGGAAAAGAAAACAGAUGAGGCUGUCUCUAUACCAACCAAGCGAAGUGUGGAGGAGAAAGUGGAUAAUGAUGAGAUGAUUAUAUUAAGUAAAAAACUAAAAACUGAUGCCCAGCAGGAGAAACCUAAUGAUGGGAUUGCUUGCGAGGAGUAAAUAAUAAAUAACUUGCAUUACAAAAAUGUGUUAAGAUGAUUGCUAACUCGCAUUGUUUAAUAUUACUGUGUGUUUUAGUAUUGAGAUGCACUAAGUAUUAUUAUUAUUAGUAUUGAAAUGUUUGAAACACUUACGUCUUGUUCGAACUUAAGUGAUAACAUUCUUAACAUUUUUAAUAUUAUGAAUUAAAUGUUGAAUUUGUGAUUUAUAGCCAAUGACAAUAUUACAGACAAAGACUAAUAUUAUGUUGAAACACUUAGUGUGCUUACAAAUCUCCCUGCACUAUUAAUUCAAUGAUAUAAUAUUAUAAUGAAUAUUUAAGUUAAUUUAUCAUACAUGAUUAUUUGCAAUAAAAAGACAACAAAGA
Messenger RNA from Anneissia japonica, 911 nucleotides. RefSeq lists its product as uncharacterized. The record is from RefSeq and is a predicted model, not a curated record. The coding region runs from base 122 to 544 and encodes 140 amino acids. The transcript is spliced from 4 exons. Lineage: Eukaryota; Metazoa; Echinodermata; Crinoidea; Comatulida; Comatulidae.